AUGUCGAGAAAACGUUAUGAUAUAAUAGAUGAUAAGGAAGACGAAAGUACACAUUUAUUAUUAGGUGAUAUUGAAACAUAUUUAGAUGCUGAUAAUAACAAAAAAAUGGAUAAUAACGAAUUGACAACAUCAAGAAAUAUAGAUUCUUUUUUUAUAAGUGAAGAUGGUAGAGAUAUAUUUAAUAGCGGUGACCAAAAUACCCAAAAUAAAAACGGAGUAAUGACUAAUGGUACAGAAAAUACAAAUAAUCCUGUUAAAAGAAAUGUAGCAAAUAGUGGAUCAGUUUUAUAUAAUGUUACAAAUAAUAUUGAUGAUGAUGAAAGUGCAGUCGAGGCAGUACCACCAAUAUUUACAAAAUACGGAGAUUUUCAUACAAUUGAUUGGCAAAAAGAUUUAGCUAGAGAUCGUCUCAGACAUAAAUUAUUAAUUAAUAAAAAAAGGGAAUUUCCCUUAGGGGUAAUAAAAAAUUUAUGGGACGCUGGAAGUGGAUGGUUAUGUGUAUUAAUGGUUGGAUUAGCUGCUGGUGCUACAGCUGGAAUAAUUGAUAUUGGUGCAAGAUGGAUGAAUGAUUUAAAAGAAGGUAUAUGUGCUGAUAGAUUUUGGUUAGAUCGUGAACAUUGUUGUUGGUCAUCAAAUGACAGUCUUUUUAAGGAUUCAGAUUGUAGUGCAUGGACAACAUGGCCUGAAAUGAUGCAUAAUUAUGAAAAAAAUUUUCUUUAUUAUAUUUUUGACUUUUUUUUUUAUGUUUCGUGGGCAGUUUUGUUAGCUGGGUUAACAGUUUGUCUUGUAAAAGUUUUUGCUCCAUAUGCUUGUGGUUCUGGUAUACCAGAAAUUAAAUGUAUAUUAUCAGGAUUUGUUAUUCGUGGUUACCUAGGAAAAUGGACAUUUAUUAUAAAAUCAGUUGGUUUAAUAUUAGCUUCAGCAGCAGGUUUAUCAUUGGGUAAAGAGGGACCAAUGGUUCAUUUAGCAUGUUGUAUUGGAAAUAUUUUUAGUUAUUUGUUUCCAAAAUACGGAUUGAAUGAAGCUAAGAAAAGAGAAAUUUUAAGUGCAUCUGCAGCGGCUGGUGUUUCUGUUGCUUUUGGUGCUCCUAUUGGUGGUGUUCUUUUUAGUUUAGAAGAAGCAUCAUAUUACUUUCCACUUAAAACAAUGUGGAGAUCUUUCUUUUGUGCAUUAAUCGCUGGUAUUAUUCUUAGAAUUGUUAAUCCUUUUGGUAGUGACCAGACAUCAUUAUUCCAUGUUGACUAUUCAAUGAAAUGGAACUUUUUUGAAUUAAUACCAUUUGCAAGUUUAGGUAUUUUUGGUGGAGUACUUGGGAGUUUGUUUAUUUGGGCUAAUAUUAAAGUAUGUGCUAUGAGAAAAACAAAUUCAAGACUUGGUAGAAAUCCAAUAAAUGAAGUACUAAUUAUUAGUGCACUAACAGCUUCUAUUUCUUAUUUUAACCCAUACACAAAAAAAAGUGCUUCAUCAUUAAUUAAACAACUUUUCGAUAGAUGUGGACCUGAAGAUUAUAUGCAAGAUUUGUGUGAUUAUAAUAAUCAAACAUUUAGUACUGAUAAAAUCGAUGAUAAUUAUCAUACUGGAGAUUUUGGUUCAGGUCUUCAAACAGCUUUUUGGCAAUUAAUUUUUGCAUUAAUAGCAAAACUAUUGUUUACAAUUUUUACUUUUGGUGUUAAAGUUCCAUCAGGUUUAUUUGUUCCAUCAAUGGCUAUGGGAGCAAUUGCUGGAAGAUUACUUGGAAUAUCUAUGGAAUCAAUAGCAUCAAAACUUCAAAAAUAUAAUGGUCCAAAUAGUUUUUUUUCUUGUCAAAUAGGUAAAGAUUGUGUUAUGCCCGGUUUAUAUGCAAUGGUUGGAGCUGCAUCUGUUUUAGGUGGUGUAACAAGAAUGACAGUUUCAUUAGUUGUAAUAAUGUUUGAAUUAACUGGAAGUUUAGAAUUUGUUGUCCCAACUAUGAUUGCUGUUAUGUUUGCCAAAUGGGUUGGUGAUGCAAUAUAUCGUACUGGUAUAUAUGAUGCACAUAUUGAAUUAAAUGGUUAUCCUUUCUUAGAUAACAAAGGUGAAUAUCCUUAUUCAACAAUAGCUUCACAAGUAAUGAAACCAGGUUCUGAAAUGAAUUCAUUAAGAGUAAUUCCUCAAGAUACUAUGACAGUUGGUGAUAUAGAAAAUUUAUUAAGAGAAACUGAUUUUAAUGGUUUUCCUGUUGUUGUCAAUGAAGAAAAUUUGUAUCUUGUUGGUUUUGUAACACGAAGAGAUUUACAAGUAGCACUUCAUGAAGCUAGAAAAAGUAUGCCAUAUAUCGUAACAAAUUCAAUUGUCAUUUUUUCAAAUGCAAAUAUAGAAUUUGAACAAAACAGUGGAGAGCCGGCUUUAUUUAAGCUUCGCAAAAUUAUGGAUCUUGCUCCAAUGACUGUUACUAGUUCUACCCCAAUGGAAACUGUAAUUGACAUGUUUCGCAAACUUGGAUUACGUCAAGUUCUUGUAACUAGAAAUGGAAAAAUAUUGGGUAUUAUUACUAAAAAGGAUAUUUUGCAUUUUAUGAAAUUGAAAACUGCAUAA
Molecule: messenger RNA, 2553 nt
Organism: Strongyloides ratti
Lineage: Eukaryota; Metazoa; Nematoda; Chromadorea; Rhabditida; Strongyloididae
Product: Chloride channel-c
Exons: 3
Coding region: 1-2553 (850 amino acids)
Biological process (GO): chloride transport; transmembrane transport
Cellular component (GO): early endosome; membrane; Golgi apparatus
Molecular function (GO): voltage-gated chloride channel activity
Source: RefSeq, a predicted model, not a curated record